UCAAGCAUUCUAGUGCAGAACGCUCAGGAAGGAUUUUCAGAACAGUCUCUGUCUGUACUCUGGCGCCCUCCUCCCCUUCAGGCCGCCUAGCGACAACUACUCUUCUCUGUCGGGUGUCCACUGAGUGACUGCAGCUGGAGAGACAAUAACUGUCUGCCACACAGGUCUGGGUGUGAGGAGAAGUUGGGCCUGGGUACUGUCUUGCUUUCGCUAGCUGCUUCAUCACAACAGCCUAGCAGCUUCACCCUCUCGACUAUCCCAAGAGGGCAGUCUUCCAGUGCUGAGUCACAGCGACAGUACAGACGGCCCUGGCUGGAGCCACAACAGUGACGAUGUUAAGAACGGACACUCGGGAAGGAGGACCCCGGAGAGGGCAAGCCUGAACUCGUUUCACCAUGGAUCAGCAUCAGGACUUCAACUCGAGCCUGGACGGCCACGCCGCCGUGCAGUUCAACUCUGGGGAGACCACGGCCUCGGCUGCCCUGGCCAACAUGACACUGAAAGAACCCCAGGACCAGCAGGAGGUCAAGAAGCCUAACGGGAUGCCAGACGCACACAUGGGACCUGGGGUCACGGAAGAAGAUUUGCUGGAGCUGUCACCGGAACUGGAAUCACAGCCUCAAGCACCGGUGUCAGAGGUCUCUGUGUCUAAAAGCGCCCUCUCGGCUACCGGAGGGAUGACCGCUACAGGUCAAGAGGAGCUCACUGCGUCGCUCAGCCCCACGCCAGGAGGCGUCAGUCCUGCCACAGAGAGCGGCCGCAGUAGCAGGUCCGGCUUUGCCGAUGGCGGGAGCGAAGACGGGGAGCGGGCUGGGUCGGUAAGCCCCCGGGCGUCUCCUUCAGCCCCUGAAGCCCCAAUCGAGAGGGACACUCCAAGGCUCUUCUCCCCAGACUCGCUGGGGUCUGAGGUGAAGAGGAGCUCAUCUGACAAGGUCUCUGAUGUCUCUGUGGGCCACAGCCUGAGCGGCUCUGGGUCUGAGGACGAGGAUGAGAAGGACGUAUGUGAGAGCAAGGAGUCUCCUACCUCAGCCUAUGAAGACAGGAUCAGUCCUGGGAAGCCUCAGAGCCCUCUCUUCAUGGAAAAGGAGGGGAUGAAAGAGCAGGUGGAUGAAGAAAAAGAGGAGGAUAGCGACGAGGAAGAGGAGGAGAGAACAGAGGUGUCAACGAUCCGCAGGAGGCCACGGCGUGAGAUCAGCUCAGAAGAGGAAGAGCAGCAGAAAGAUGAAGGUCGCGCCCCUGUCAUUCCCGUUGCCAUGACCCCGGAGGAAGCCAAGCAGCGCGUCCUAUCCUUUGACUACACGGAGCCUGAGGGACACCACCCGGGUCAGGGCAUCCCUGCAGGGUGGCAGAACGGGACAGACAAGACCCCCCCAGAGAGCAAGAGCCCUGACUCCAAUAGGGCCGACCCUGGAUCUCCCUUCUCCCCUAGCACCGCAGCCGACCGGACCCAGGACCAGUCUCCUCUUAUCGAGCACCAGCCAGACGCCCGCGACGCGGUGGAGCAGGAGACUGAGGAGGUGGUGCAGGAGGAAGAAGAGGUGCAGGAGAAGGUAGCUAGUCCCCUGCCCAUGAUUGCUGUGCCCCAGAUGGAGGUUGAGCCCGUCCAGAAGGAUGAUGAGCCUGCGAAGACCUCAAAUGACACUCAAGGCCAAUACCUGGAGUCGGCAGACGAGGACGUCAUCGCAGCGGUGACGGCAGCUCAGUCGGUGACCAAAGCCAAACCUGCAGAAGCCAAACCUUCAGAAACGAAGCCCAAGGCUGGCAAGCCUGCUAGUGGCCUCAAAGGUGAUGCCAAAGGAGGUGCUCCUACAGCAGCCAAAGGCCCGGUCAGGAAAGAUAAGAAAGUGACCGCUACUGCUGUUGCCCCUCCCCCCAAGGCCACCGCUGCUAAAACUCAGAAAGCACCCCCAAAAGAUGCCGCCCCACCGGGCGGAAAAGCAAACGCUCCGGGUGCCCAGCUGAAAGCCAAGGCCGGUGCAGGGGCUGGGAAAGAAGCAGCUGAGAAAAAGACACCCAACGCCACCACACCUGUCAAAGCAUCCACCCCCAAACGACCCUCCUCGGUCCAAACCACCCCCAACAAAAAGCCUUGGUCCUCUUCCUCUGCCCCAGCCUGCAACACUAGCAGGCCCAGCUCAAUAUUUAAACCCAGUCCAGGCAGUGCAAGAGCCAGAGAACCCAGGCCAAGGACUGGAGAUGGGAAGACAGCCAGCACCAGGACACCAGGUGCCAAACUCCAGGGUGCUGGGACCAGGAUGCAGACCAAGACCACUGCUGGAGUGGAUUCCCCCAAGACGCCCCAAGACCGUAGUGGCUACAGCAGCCCCAGCACACCCAAGUCCCCCGCCAGCCGGGAGGUGAAGAAGGUGGCGGUGGUGCGGACCCCUCCUAAAUCCCCUGGGUCCAUGAGGGGGCGCAGUCCGGUGCCCCUGGCCGCCCCCAUGCCCGACCUAAAGAACGUCCGGUCAAAGAUUGGCUCCACGGAGAACAUCAAGCACUCGCCUGGUGGAGGACGGGUGCAAAUAGUUGAAAAGAAGAUGGAUUUAAGUAACGUUCAGUCAAAGUGUGGCUCCAAAGCCAAUCUCAAGUAUACCCCAGGAGGUGGCAAUGUUCAAAUUACUCACAAAAAGAUUGACCUCAGCAACGUACAGUCAAAGUGUGGAUCGAAGGCCAACAUUCACCACAAACCAGGUGGAGGCAAUGUGGAGAUCAAAUCUGAGAAGAUGGACUUCAAGGUUCAGUCUAAGAUUGGGUCCAUGGACAACGUUGGUCAUGUGGCUGGAGGUGGCGGGCGGAAGAUUGAAAGCCACAAACUGAGUUUCCGUGAGACGGCGAAAGCCCGCACCGACCACGGAGCGGAGAUUGUCCCGGUGGAGAUCAUCGCAGGCGGCUCACCCGCCCGUCUUCUCAGCAACGUGUCGUCCCCUGGCAGCCAGAACAUGACAGAGACGCCGCCGCUAUCUAUGCUAGCGGACCAGGUCUCCGCCUCCCUCGCCAAGCAAGGCCUGUGAUUCGACCACGUCCCUCCCUGAAAAAGCAUUGUAGGUUACCAAGGGAACCAACCACGUGAUAAAAAAGAGAAACGAAGAGAAAAAGAAGCACCUCACUGAGUCUCCCUUCCUCCUUGAAAUUCAAAGUCGCUCACAGGAUUUGCCGACCGGGGAUAUCAGUCAGGGCAAAGGGGUCCGUUAAUGAACAGCUGUUUAUGGUCUUGAUAGUUAGAUAGACACAGGUAAUGAAAACAUAUAUACGUGAAAGAAAAGCAACAUUAUUCUAUACCCAUAAAAACGCAGCCAGGCCUUAUAAAGACAUUUACCCUCCUUUCCAUUUACAGUGCAAUUAAUUGGGCUGAACGCAACUGCUCGCAUGAAAAUAUUGCACAUUACUUUGCUUAUUGCCAUGCAGUGGAUGUUUGCAUUUGCUCAUUUAUUAAGCCUUAAAAUGUGAAGUAGCCAAAGACUCAACUCUUUUUCUCAACUAGAAAAGAUCAGCUAAAUUAAAGUGACACUGUACUAUACCAUUCAAAUGAUACUAGGUGCCAAAUAGACUUGCCCUUUCGUGCUUAAAACACUCCGAUAUUCCCCAGUUGAGAAAUCCGCGAAGAUUUAUUUACGGUAUAAUGAAAUUCGAACGUUGUUGUAAACAGUUGCUGUGAUGUAAUGAAUAGCGUGUAGGUAAGUAAAUUGACUCUGCCUUUUGAGAUGAUUAAAAUAGACAUUGUGAAAUUAUGAAAUAAACAAUUUUCAUGAGAAGGACAAUUACAAGAAUAUUUAACUUAGAGUUAAAGCCCAUGCAUGUCCUGCUCAAAACAUAUCAAGGAGAGGAUCCCAUUGCUGAGCAAUUUAAAUCAAUUAAGUAAUCAAUUAAUUAUGGAGUAAUGGAGCUACAUUGUGCAUAUGUCAAUCAAUUGGAUAAGAUUGCUCAUUUGAAGUUGAGAGGGGGUUUUGUGUGUAUGGUAUAGUCUACGUGCUGAUAUUUUGGUGGUAUAUCACCAAUCCUCACCAAGUUUCUUCUCAGCAGUGAGUCUGGAUCUGAGUACCUCCCAGUUGAUUUCUAGAAUGGAAAUCCAUUCUAGACCAUCUGAUUGGUCCAGAGCCAGAACACACGUGGGUAUAGGGGCGUUGUGAAAUUUCGUCAUUGGCUUUGAUACUCUGAUUGGUUAGAGAUGAUCCAAUCGCUGAUUACUUUGUUUUGUAUAACACCCCUUAUUUUGACGUCAACAACAAACGACUUGAAUGAUGGCUGUCUCAAGACUGCAGUAUGUAGGAACGAUUGAGCAGCGGAAGAAUUCAGUUUGAGUGGUCAGGCACCUGAAAUGCCACUGCACACCCACAACACACAUGCCUAGACAAGUCUCAAUUUUACCUGCAUGAAAUUCAAAACCUGAUAUAGGAUGUGCUCCAAAUCUCUACCCUACUCCCGAAGUGUGCACUUGCACACUCCCUCUGUCAAAGAUGAUCAAAUGAGCACCCCCUACAUACCCACAGCGCACUACUUACGUAGCGAAUUUUAACUAAAGUAAAUAUUUCUUCGCAAUGAUAGAGCACUUUUUUUUUUACGCUGUAGAUCAAACCUUAUGUUGCACACUUUCUUUCCUACUAGUAGCCCUAUUCUGUGGAUGUAAGACAUAUUAAACUGCUAUUUACGAAUGCUUAUAGAUGCACCUGCUGACACCCUGCUAUUAUUUUUCUAUACUCCCGACGCAUUCUUGUUUUUGAAGGUAGUUUUUACACACUGAAGUUCUCAAGUCGACCACCACUACAUGUGUGUGAAUGAUAACUGGCUGGCUUUCCUCCUCAUUCCUCAUGGUCAACAUGAACAUUAUGUACUGAGCUGAAAAUCUAUAAAAAGGGGGUUAAGCGAAUAUUAAUUGUUACGAUUGAACAAAUCUAUUCAAGGUAAGACAUGUAAGCAUAUUAUCUACCUAAAGCCCCAAAAAUACUCAAAUCAAAUGUUAUGUCACAUGCUUCAUAAACAGGUGUAGACUAACAGUGGAAUGCUUACUUAUGAGCCCUUCCCAACAACGCAGAGAAAAAUAAGGAAUAAAUACACAAUGAUUAACGAUAACUUGGCUAUAUACAUGGGUUACCAGUACAGAGUCGACGUGCAGGGGUACAAUGAAAUGGAGGUAGAUAUGUACAUAUCGGUAGGGAUACUAAGACUGAUAUUCACGUUAGUCCACAUAUCCUUUAAGACCGUUUUAGAAAAGGUUACAUAAAACAACACGAUGCACCUUGUGUGGUGAAUGAUGUUCCGCAAAAGUGUAAGGCUGUUUUUUCCAAGUUAGUAUAUUAUUUCGAAGCUGAAAAUUGAAAUGUCAUGUCACUCUUCUAGUUUUUCCCAGGUAACCACACACAGUAAAUUAAUCUGAGGGAGUGGUUUCCUGAUGUGAAAGGACAGCAUAACCUCAACUUUUAUUCAUUAAACCUUUUAAGCAAACUGGUAAUUGUACAGUUAUUAAAUCUGUUGCGACAAGAGGGGAAGAAAGUUGGUGCAAAGGGUGUUUAGGCCUAGGACGUAAUGUCAUUAAUUUAAGGGAAGGAAAAGGGUAAUUUGGGGCUUUUCAAUGUAGUAAAUACCUUUUCCCUUUUGCCUCAAAGGGAACAAUGAUACAAGUUGUUUCACCUUUCUCUGCUGAGUUUUUAUUUUGACAGUCGUGAUUGUCCUUAUUGUGAUGUGCAUUUUAUUAAUAUUUGGUUUACACCGAUACUUGUUGCUGUAAACGUGGAUUAGGAAAUAAAGUCAGUAUUGGAACAGCAA
Molecule: messenger RNA, 5760 nt
Organism: Salmo salar (Atlantic salmon)
Lineage: Eukaryota; Metazoa; Chordata; Actinopteri; Salmoniformes; Salmonidae
Source: RefSeq, a predicted model, not a curated record